Molecule: messenger RNA, 13549 nt
Organism: Aedes albopictus (Asian tiger mosquito)
Lineage: Eukaryota; Metazoa; Arthropoda; Insecta; Diptera; Culicidae
Gene: Sdb
Product: titin
Exons: 5
Coding region: 900-13343 (4147 amino acids)
Cellular component (GO): sperm flagellum; ciliary basal body; axonemal microtubule
Molecular function (GO): microtubule binding
Source: RefSeq, a predicted model, not a curated record
GUGUACCACAGCCUACUUGGGCUGGAUGCGAGAUGAUGUGCGAGCGCGAUGACCGCGCGUCGCCGGCGCUGAGAAUUUCGCGAGAUUUGUCGAUGAACCAGGUGAGUCGCGCGCGAUUCAUGCACGCUCGUUUGAGAGAAGAAAGAUAGUUCAUUUUUCGCAUCGUUUAGCAUGGAGCCGGUGUGGCGUUCCGUCGGUCGAGCCUAAGUGGACAAUUUUUAGUUCGUUUUGUGUCACCGGUAAUAGCAGUCGUCGUCGUCAGUUCUAGUGCGCUGGCGCUGAGCUUGUUGUAACAGUCUCAUUCCAUGUUUUGGGCGGUGGAGUACUGUGUGUCCGUCUGACUGUCGCCUCACGCAAGGUACGUAGGUGUUGGAUGUUCCCACUCAGUCUCUCUCGCGUGCGCGGGAUUUGCUCUCGAGUUGGAUCCGUCUGUCCGUAGAUUGAAAAGACCUUCGCGCGACAGUCGUCGAGUUCGCGCGUUGAUAUUUAAUUGAAUGAAUUUUAAAAACUCCGCUUAGUUACGUCGGACUCGUGGAACAGUGAACAAGUGAUCUCUCUCCGGACUUGCCGUGGCAGCUCGCGCAGCUAGUGUAUAGUGUACCUAACAGCCUCCUACUAAGAAGAUUGAGGAAAAAGUGAUACUUACUUUUAUGGUGUUUUUUUGUGGUGCGACUGAAACGGAUUACCUCAUCAUAGCAAUCCGAGAAAAGUUGUGGGUGAAAAAGGCAAAUAACAGAGCAGGCAGAGAAUUAUUGAAAUUAAUCAACCAAUGCCUACUAUGCACGGCAUGUGAUGCAAAGUUCUCGGGCAUAAGUGUUUAAGUGAAUCUAAUAGGCCUGUAAAGCGAGCACAAGUGAUUGAAAAUUGAUUAUUCUCAUUAGCGUGAAAGUGUGUUCAAGAUGGGGAUAAAGAAGCGAGAUGAACGGGAUAAGUUGAAGAGUCAGAAUCUGAUUGACUCGGAAAAAUCUGUGCACUUCGUUACUGGCAGUACGGAGCAAGGUGUAACUGGGGUGGCUGCUGUAGCGGAUGUACAACAACAGCAAGGUUCUUCCACGAUGUAUAGCAGUAGCAGUACCAGCAGUACUAGCAGUAAAAUGCAAUCAGCUUCGUCCAGUUCGACCAGCAAAAGUGUAAUUGAACAUGUGGCUGCUAGUGGCGCACACGAUGUGUCGCAAAAAAUGAGUGAAUCGAAGUCUAGCACAAGUGGUAAAGAAUCGCAGCAGGGUCAAAAGUUUAGUGACUCGACCGGUCAGGUCGCCCAAAUCGGAUCGAAGCAAAUCGAAAAUAUAAUUCAAGAAAUAAAGUAUAUAGCCAGUGACACGGUUGACUCCACAAAGCGUAUUUCGACCGUUCAGAAAAUCAGUGACAGUUCCAAAUGUGACAAGGAAUUGCGCGAAGCCUUGACCAAUUUUGAUGAGGUAGCAAAAGCAACAAUAUCAGACAUUCAAGGAUCCACGAAAAGCCAUACCAGUGAAAAAAUGAGUGUGUCAAACGUACAAAAAAGCAUGUCCAGUAGCAAAAUGGUACAAAGUAGCAGUGCCAGUUCCACAGUUAGCAGCAGUGCCAUAAAGCAGUCGUCAAUGAGCAGUAGUGAGAAAAUGAUAAGUGAUCAAAGUUCUUCUAGUGCGCAUCAUGCAAGCAGUUCCGUAAUGAAGUCAAGUAAUGUAAGCUCAUCGAAGACACAAUCAUCGUCCACGUCCAAAUCGUUCCUGGAUUCCUCAACAUUCCUGUCAGAUAGUGCCGACGUACAAAAGUUAACGUCAGAUUCCAAUUUAAAAGACACAAAGCUGACCAUCGGAGGUCAGCUGCGGGACUUUGGAGGAGAUCAUUCCGUUUUACAACAGUCUAGCACUUUUCACGUCGAUGGUUCAGGUGGAAAGCGCUACGCAGACAGUCAAAGUUAUUCGAUGGCGGAGAAGAAUGCUCCGACAACAGAGGUUACGUAUGAUUCAGCUGGUAACAAAAUCACUAGCACGAAAUCAUCGUCAGCAUCUGCCCAAGGAUUUACGUCCUCAACAUUCCAAACUAGUGGUGGAACAUAUGCAGCACCCUCUGGUGGAAAUGUGGUUCAAAGCAGUUCUUCAGCCCACGAUACGAACCACGCUACGUCCAGCUCUUCCACGUACAUGUCUUCAUCGGCAGCCGAUCAGAGGGUCUCAUCGAGCUCCACAAAAUCAACCAGUACCCUUCAGAACAACAACCUGAAGAGUUCUGUCAUAGAUUCCACCUCUCUGGAGAACUACAAAAUCCAAGAUUCUAGUCCGCUUGUGGGUAGCAAUAUGUUGACUAAAGACGUUUCAGCGCAUACCAUCACAAGCCUGUCAUCUGCGCAUGAUUCCCUCGGGAACACGAUUCAGAGCACACAGCUUGCAACCGAAUCAACGCAGGACAGUUCCUCACACCAGAAGCAACACGCGGAAACGACCAAAACGUACGAAAGCUCUUCCCAUUUCGAGAAAAUGGACGAGAAAAGUAGUUCUCGUAAGAAGGUCACCGAUUAUUACGAACAGCGCGAAUCCAACGCCGCAAUCCUAAAGCGCAAGACCUACGACGAGAAGGUCAAGCGGUUGAGCCUGAUCGACCAGAAGAUCGUUCCCAAAGACGUGAUUAUCCAGGACAUUGAGGAUGACGUAACGAAUGUCACGAGAACAUCUUUCGAAGCGAAACUGUUUAAUCCGAAAACGAAACGUUGGGAGCUGGUCGACCAGAAGACCAUCCUUGAGAAGGACAUCACCGUGGCCAUUCCUGAGGAAAUCGUCCACGAACUGGAGGUCGAGCGACCCGAGCUGGCCAACAUCACCACAACGAUCCAGCUGACCAAGGUCUACGAUGCGAAAACUAAGCAAUGGACGACGGUAGACCAGAAAAAGCACACAGAUGUGCUGGAAAAAAUCAGUUACCUUGAAGAAAGCAGUGGUCGCACCGAGUUGAACGAGUCUGAGCGGAUUAAGAACCUUCAGUCUCGCGAUACAGUUGACAAAGUCAUCAUCAAAGAUCGCAGCGAUCUUAGCAAAUUGAAUCGGCAAACCGAGAAAGUCACCAAGGAGCAAUGCAUCUGUGAGAUCUGUACCUGUGGUCGCCACAAUUGCUUCAACUGCGGCAGCGGAACAACCCAAAAGACUUCAUCGUCAAAGUUUGCCACCGUCAGUACCACAGAAAACUUUUACCAGCAAGAAUCUUCACACCUCAAUGAGGAAAGCACGUAUGUUCGUCGCCGAACUUGGACAAAGGAAGACGCCGAUAAUUAUUUGAAUCGCGUAGAAUCCUCCUCCAUCGAACGAAGCAGCACCGAACAGAAUGUGUCCAAUCGUAGACUAACAUGGACUAAAGAGGACUUCGAGAACGUUGACAUUUCCAGACUGAAAGAAUCCACAAUAGUUGCUGAAAGGCAAAAGCCCAUUCGCCAUGAAGAUAACCUCAGACCAGAAGGGGACUUUGUGCGACCAGAGAAAACACAGUUUCAGCCUGCAGAGAGACCGAAGCAGAUUCGUCCUGAGGACAACUUACGCCCAGAAGGAGCGUUUGAGUCUCCCGAGAAGCCCAGAUAUCAGCCUGGUGAACGGCAGAAACCGAUUCGGCAUGGCGAUAAUUUGCGCCCUGAAGGAGACUUCGACCGGCCGGAGAAAACGCCAUUCCGACCGGCUGAGCGUCCGAAGCAAAUACGACCAGAGGACAAUCUAAGACCAGAAGGAUCAUUCGAAUCUCCUGACAAACCGAAGUAUCAGCCAGGUGAGAGACAGAAGCCAAUUCGUCAUGAUGACAACCUCAGACCAGAAGGGGACUUUGAGCGACCUGAGAAGAGUCCUUUCCGACCAGCUGAGCGACCUAAACAGGUUCGCCCAGAGGACAAUCUGAGAACGGAAGGGGCAUUUGAGUCACCGGAGAAACCAAGAUAUCAGCCAGGUGGAAGACCGAAACCAGUACGCCACGAUGAUAAUCUUCGUCCUGAGGGAGACUUUGAGCGUCCUGAGAAGAGUCCGUUCAGACCAGCCGAACGUCCAAAACAGGUUCGUCCGGAGGAUAACCUGAGACCAGAAGGAACAUUCGAAUCACCCGAAAAACCAAAAUAUCAGCCGGGUGAGAGACAGAAGCCCAUUCGGCACGACGAUAACCUUCGUCCUGAGGGAGACUUUGAGCGUCCUGAGACGAGUCCGUUCAGACCAGCCGAACGUCCGAAGCAGAUUCGUCCUGAAGAUAAUUUGAGACCGGAAGGAACAUUUGAGUCACCAGAGAAACAAAAAUACCAGCCAGGUGAAAGACCGAAACCUGUUCGCCAUGAUGAUAAUCUUCGUCCAGAGGGAGACUUUGAAAGACCUGAGAAGGCUCCUUUCCGACCUGCCGAGCGUCCUAAACAGGUUCGUCCGGAGGAUAACCUGAGACCAGAAGGAACGUUCGAAUCUCCAGAGAAACCAAAAUAUCAACCUGGCGAGAGACAGAAGCCUAUACGUCAUGAUGAUAAUCUUAGACCCGAAGGUGAUUUUGAACGCCCUGAGAAGUCUCCAUUCCGUCCGGCCGAACGUCCGAAACAGAUUCGUCCUGAAGACAACUUGAAACCAGAAGGAACUUUUGAGUCGCCUGAGAAGCCGAGAUAUCAACCAGGUGAAAGACCCAAACCUGUUCGUCAUGAUGAUAAUCUUCGCCCCGAAGGAGAUUUUGAACGACCUGAGAAAGCUCCAUUCCGACCUGCCGAGCGUCCUAAACAAGUUCGUCCAGAGGAUAACCUAAGACCUGAAGGAGCAUUCGAAUCUCCCGAGAAACCAAAAUAUCAACCCGGUGAGAGACAGAAGCCUAUCCGUCAUGACGAUAACCUUCGACCUGAGGGAGACUUUGAACGACCUGAAAAGAGUCCGUUCCGACCAGCCGAGCGGCCGAAACAGGUUCGUCCUGAAGACAAUUUGAGACCUGAAGGGACAUUCGAGUCACCCGAGAAACCAAGAUAUCAACCAGGUGAAAGACCAAAACCUGUUCGCCACGAUGACAAUCUUCGCCCUGAGGGAGACUUCGAACGUCCAGAGAAGACUCCGUUCCGACCUGCUGAACGUCCAAAACAAGUUCGCCCUGAAGACAACUUGAGACCAGAAGGAACAUUUGAAUCACCCGAGAAGCCAAGAUAUCAGCCUGGUGAAAGACAGAAGCCUAUACGUCACGAUGACAAUCUGAGACCAGAAGGUGAUUUUGAGCGUCCUGAAAGGGCCCCAUUCCAACCCGCAGAGCGUCCGAAACAAGUUCGUCCUGAGGAUAACUUAAGACCUGAAGGAGACUUUGAACGCCCCAAACCAACAGUUUUUCAACAUGCUGAGAGGUCCCAAGUUAUCAGACGAGAAGACAAUUUGUUCCUUGAAGGGACUUUCGAACGAACUGAAAAGACUAUUUACGUGGCCGGUGAGCGUCCGAAACCUAUCAAACAUGAUGAUAAUCUUCGACCAGAAGGGGACUUCGAACGUCCUGAAAAAAAUCGUUUUCAACCAGCUGAACGUUCCAAACAAGUUCGUCCGGAAGAUAAUUUAAGGCCAGAAGGGACAUUUGAGUCUCCAGAAAAACCAAGAUAUCAGCCGGGAGAAAGACAGAAGCCAAUUCGCCAUGAUGAUAACCUUCGUCCUGAAGGAGACUUUGAGCGCCCCGAGAAGACUCCAUUCCGUCCGGCUGAGCGUCCCAAACAAAUUCGCCCAGAGGACAAUCUGAGACCGGAAGGUACAUUCGAAUCACCCGAAAAACCAAAAUACCAACCUGGUGAGAGACAGAAGCCGAUUCGUCACGAUGAUAAUCUUCGCCCUGAAGGAGACUUCGAGCGUCCUGAGAAAACUCCAUUCCGGGCAGCUGAACGUCCGAAACAGGUUCGCCCUGAAGACAACUUGAGACCAGAGGGUACAUUUGAGUCUCCUGAAAAACCAAGAUAUCAACCAGGUGAAAGAUCGAAACCUGUACGUCAUGAUGAUAAUCUUCGCCCUGAAGGAGAUUUCGAACGUCCUGAGAGAGUCCCGUUCCGACCUGCAGAGCGUCCGAAACAAGUUCGCCCAGAGGAUAACCUAAGACCUGAAGGAGCAUUCGAAUCUCCUGAGAAGCCGAAAUAUCAACCCGGUGAGAGACAGAAGCCAAUUCGACAUGACGAUAACCUUCGUCCCGAAGGAGACUUCGAGCGACCCGAGAAGACUCCAUUCCGACCUGCAGAGCGUCCAAAGCAAGUACGUCCAGAAGACAAUCUGCGGCCAGAAGGAGAUUUUGAACGUCCUCAACCAACAGCUUUUCAUCAGGCUGAGCGAUCCCAGGUUAUCAGAAGAGAAGAUAAUCUGUUUCUCGAAGGAACAUUUGAAAGAACUGAAAAAACAGUUUAUGUGGCUGGUGAACGUCCAAAGCCCAUCCGUCAUGACGACAAUCUCAGACCUGAAGGAGGCUUCGAACGUCCUGAGAAGACACCAUUCCGACCAGCUGAGCGUCCGAAACAAAUUCGCCCAGAAGAUAAUUUGAGACCUGAAGGUACUUUUGAGUCCCCUGAGAAGCCGAAAUAUCAACCAGGUGAGAGACAGAAACCCAUUCGACACGACGAUAAUCUUCGUCCUGAGGGAGAUUUCGAGCGUCCUGAGAAGAGUCCAUUCCGACCAGCCGAACGUCCGAAGCAGAUUCGUCCUGAAGAUAAUUUGAGACCUGAAGGUACAUUUGAGUCACCGGAGAAACAAAAAUACCAGCCAGGUGAAAGACCGAAACCUGUUCGCCACGAUGAUAAUCUUCGCCCAGAGGGAAACUUUGAACGACCUGAGAAGGCUCCAUUCCGUCCUGCCGAGCGACCUAAACAGGUUCGCCCAGAGGAUAACCUAAGACCUGAAGGAACAUUCGAAUCCCCCGAGAAACCGAAGUAUCAACCCGGUGAAAGGCAGAAACCCAUUCGGCAUGAUGAUAACCUUCGCCCCGAGGGAGACUUUGAACGACCUGAGAAGACUCUAUUCCGACCUGCAGAGCGUCCAAAACAGGUUCGUCCUGAGGAUAACUUAAGACCAGAAGGCACAUUUGAAUCUCCCGAGAAACCGAAGUAUCAGCCGGGUGAGAGACAAAAGCCAAUUCGACACGAUGAUAAUCUUCGCCCUGAAGGAGACUUUGAGCGUCCCGAGAAGACUCCGUUCCGACCGGCUGAACGUCCGAAACAGGUUCGUCCGGAAGACAAUCUGAGACCUGAAGGGAUAUUUGAGUCACCAGAGAAGCCAAGAUAUCAGCCAGGUGAAAGACAGAAGCCUAUUCGUCAUGACGAUAACCUUCGCCCUGAGGGAGACUUUGAACGACCUGAGAAGACUCCAUUCCGACCUGCAGAGCGUCCAAAACAGGUUCGUCCUGAGGAUAACUUAAGACCAGAAGGCACGUUCGAAUCUCCCGAGAAACCGAAGUAUCAGCCGGGUGAGAGACAAAAGCCAAUUCGACACGAUGAUAAUCUUCGUCCUGAGGGAGACUUUGAGCGUCCCGAGAAGACUCCGUUCCGGCCGGCUGAACGUCCGAAACAAGUUCGUCCGGAAGACAAUCUAAGACCUGAAGGGACAUUUGAGUCACCAGAAAAGCCAAGAUAUCAGCCAGGUGAAAGACAGACGCCUAUUCGUCAUGACGAUAACCUUCGCCCUGAGGGAGACUUUGAACGACCUGAGAAGACUCCAUUCCGACCAGCCGAACGUCCGAAACAAGUACGUCCAGAAGAUAACUUGAGACCCGAGGGUGCUUUUGAAUCCCCUGAGAAACCGAAGUACCAACCAGGUGAGAGACAGAAGCCCAUCCGUCACGAUGACAAUCUUCGUCCUGAGGGAGACUUCGAGCGUCCUGAGAAGGCUCCGUUCCGACCUGCCGAGCGUCCUAAACAGGUUCGUCCGGAGGAUAACCUGAGGCCUGAAGGAACAUUCGAAUCUCCAGAGAAACCGAAAUAUCAACCCGGUGAGAGACAAAAACCCAUUCGACAUGAUGAUAAUCUUCGUCCUGAGGGAGACUUCGAGCGUCCUGAGAAGACUCCAUUCCGACCAGCCGAACGGCCGAAACAAGUACGUCCUGAAGACAAUUUAAGACCGGAAGGGACAUUUGAGUCACCCGAGAAACCCAGAUAUCAACCCGGCGAAAGACAGAAGCCCAUCCGUCAUGAUGAUAACCUUCGUCCUGAGGGAGACUUCGAGCGUCCUGAGAAGGCUCCGUUCCGACCUGCCGAACGUCCGAAACAGGUUCGCCCAGAAGAUAAUCUGAGACCUGAGGGUGCUUUUGAGUCUCCUGAGAAGCCUAAAUACCAACCCGGAGAGAGACAGAAGCCCAUCCGCCAUGGUGAUAAUCUUCGUCCUGAAGGAGACUUUGAACGUCCUGAGAAGACUCCGUUCCAACCUGCCGAGCGUCCGAAGCAAGUUCGUCCUGAAGAUAACUUGAGACCUGAAGGGACAUUUGAGUCACCGGAGAAACCGCGGUAUCAGCCAGGUGAAAGACCGAAACCUGUUCGCCAUGAUGAUAAUCUUCGCCCUGAGGGAGAAUUCGAACGACCUGAAAAGGCUCCAUUCCAGCCUGCUGAACGUCCGAAACAAGUUCGCCCAGAGGAUAAUCUGAGACCAGAAGGAACGUUCGAAUCUCCCGAUAAACCGAAGUAUCAACCCGGAGAGAGACAGAAACCCAUUCGUCAUGAUGAUAACCUUCGGCCUGAGGGAGACUUCGAGCGUCCUGAGAAGACUCAGUUCCGACCAGCUGAGCGUCCCAAGCAGGUUCGUCCAGAAGACAAUUUGAGACCGGAAGGAUCGUUUGAAACGCCUGAGAAGCCUCAAUUCCGACCAGCGGAGAGGCCAAAGCAGGUCCGUCCGCAAGAUAAUUUGCGCCCGGAAGGUGAAUUUGAGCGACCACAACCUGUCGUUGUUGGAAAGGUAGACAGGUCGCAAAUUGUGAGACAUGAGGAUAAUUUGCAUUUGGAAGGUGUAUUUGAGCGAACUGAAAAGACUGUUUAUAUUGCCGGAGAACGCCCGAAACCAAUAAAACACAAUGACAAUCUUAAGCCAGAGGGUGCAUUUGUUACUCCAGAAAAGCCGCAAUACACACCAGCAGAACGGCCGAAACAAAUCAAACCUCAAGUCAACCUUAAGCCUGAAGGUGAUUUCGAGCGACCUAAACAGCCUACAGUAGUUGGAAAAGUGGAUCGAGCACAAAUCGUGCGACAUGAAGAUAAUUUGCAUAUGGAAGGCACUUUCGAAAGAACUGAAAAGCACGUUUACAUAGCCGGUGAGCGACCUAAACCAGUAAGGCACGAUGAUAACCUCAAACCUGAAGGUGAAUUCACCACACCGGAGAAAACGCAUUAUCAGCCAGCUGAGAGGCCAAAACAGGUUCGACCGGAGGACAAUUUGAAACCUGAAGGUGCUUUCGAGCGUCCAGAAAAACCUGGGUUUAAACCUGCUGAAAGACCGAAACAAGUGCGACCUCAAGAUAAUUUGCGACCCGAAGGUGAAUUUGAGCGUCCACAGCCAGUGUCGAUCGGAAAGGUUGAACGAUCUCAAAUUGUUCGCCAUGAAGACAAUUUACAUUUGGAAGGAACAUUCGAACGUACAGAAAAGACAGUGUAUAUCGCUGGAGAGCGGCCGAAACCAAUCAAACCUGAUGAUAAUCUUAGACCUGAAGGAGAUUUCGUCACGCCUGAAAAGCCUCAAUUCCGUCCUGCAGAACGGCCCAAGCAGGUAAUCCCCAAAGAUAAUCUGAAACCUGAGGGAACAUUUGAGUCGCCCGAAAAGCCGAAAUACCAACCAGGUGAAAGACAAAAACCCAUUCGUCAUGAUGACAAUCUCCGUCCCGAAGGAGACUUUGAACGCCCUGAAAAGGCACCAUUCCAACCAGCUGUACGUCCCAAACAAGUUCGUCCAGAGGAUAAUCUAAGACCGGAAGGUACGUUUGAGUCACCUGUAAAGCCACAAUACACACCGGGUGAGAGACAGAAGCCCAUUCGUCACGGUGAUAACCUCAAACCUGAAGGAGAUUUCGAAAGACCAGAGAAGACUCCAUUCCGACCAGCUGAACGACCGAAACAGGUACGCCCGGAAGACAAUCUCAGACCGGAAGGAACAUUCGAAUCACCUGAGAAGCCCAAAUAUCAGCCAGGCGAGAGACAGAAACCUAUCCGUCAUGGUGAUAACCUCAGACCUGAAGGAGAUUUCGAACGGCCUGAAAAAGCUCCAUUCCAACCUGCAGAGCGCCCAAAACAGGUACGCCCUGAGGACAAUCUGAGACCAGAAGGAACAUUCGAGUCACCAGAGAAACCAAAAUAUCAACCUGGUGAGAGACAAAAGCCUAUUCGACAUGGUGAUAACCUUAAACCAGAAGGAGAUUUUGAACGUCCUGAGAAGUCUCCAUUCAGACCUGCUGAGCGUCCGAAACAAGUUCGGCCGGAGGACAAUCUGAAACCAGAAGGAGCCUUUGAAACUCCAGAUAAGCCGAAAUACCAACCAGGCGAAAGACAAAAACCUAUUCGCCACGGAGAUAACCUCCGUCCCGAAGGGGAUUUCGAGCGUCCUGAAAAAGGUCAGUUCAAACCUGCUGAGCGACCUAAACAGGUCCGUCCGGAGGAUAAUUUGCGCCCCGAAGGCUCGUUUGAAACGCCUGAAAAACCCAAGUAUCAGCCAGGAGAACGACAGAAACCAAUCCGCCAUGGUGAUAAUUUGCGUCCAGAAGGAAAGUUUGAACGUCCUGAAAAAGGUCAAUUCAAACCUGCUGAACGUCCCAAGCAGAUCCGUCCUGAGGAUAACUUAAGACCGGAAGGUUCAUUCCAAGUACCAGAAAAGCCGAAAUAUCAUCCAGGUGAAAGACAAAAGCCCAUACGCCACGGGGAUAACCUAAGGCCGGAAGGAGAAUUCGAGAGACCCGUUGAAAAACCUGGUUAUCAACCAGUUGAAAGACCUAAACAAGUGAAACCUCAUGACAAUCUGCACAUAGAGGGCGAGUUCCAUUCGUUGAAGCAAUACAAAGAACAGAAGCAACGUAAGGAAGCUGAGAUAAAGGAAGUGCACGAGAAUGGCAUUUUGGACGGAGCAGUAAUGGUAACCACCCAAACGGUAACCACGAUCCUCAAAGGUGACAAACCGAAAGCAGCAGGAAAGAAAGUAACAACUUCGGAAACUGAAGAUCACACGAGUCUAUCUCACGCAACGGAGCGACAUCUUAAGCAAGUCACAUCAUCUACAUCACAAUCACAUCAAGAUGAAGUAAACCAAAGACGAGUGGAUCAGAACAUCAUAGAUUCGAGAACAAUUCAAAAUGUCGAUGAUCGAACAACAUCUAGAGACAUCCAAGAUCGAAUGCAUCCAGAAGUGGCACACACAUCAUUGGCCACAGAAACUACUACUUCAGCGCGAACUCAAUCAAUGAAAAACAUAAUCCAGGGAACGGACAUUCAACAACAUCACGCAACCAGCAAAACCUCCAGAUCAACUGCAAAUCAGCAGAUCAUGCAAUCCACCGAUGGAAUGGUUGGAGGUCCUCAUGGGCACAGACCACAUGAACCACAUGUGAUGGAGCAAACUAUGAACACUGUGGUGCAGGGAUCUGAUGUUCAGCAUCGUGAUGUUUCCUCGCAACAUAUGACUACAAGUAAAACAUCGAAAAUGUCUACUCACUCAAAGUCAUCCACAAGUCAGCAGGUUAUCCAUUCUACGGAUGGAAAAAUUCACGAAACACAUUAUCCCCAUGGAUCGCAUGGACAGCCUGAUUCAAUGAGAACUGUAAUGACUGACUCGGACAUCCAGCAGGGUGACGUCUCUUCCAAGCAUCACACGUCUAGCAAGACUUCGAGGACAACAGGCCAUACAACAUCGUCAACGAGUCAACAUAUUGUCCAUUCAUCGGAUGGCCCGGAAACUCAUGCGCCACAUGUUACAUCCCAUGAACACCACUCGGGAUCAAGUGUUUCCUCCGCAAGUCAGCGUGUAGUUAUCGACGGAAACGUGGUCACGGACAAGGCGGUCACCCACAAGGCAGGACUGGAGAAAAUGGUCGAGGACGGAGUGGUAAAGGUCGAUAAAUCUUUUAGUGAGAAACGAUCGGCUGGAUUCGAUGGACAAGUAGCGUUGCAGGGUCAUGAGUCGACCAGAACGAUUACCGGUAAAGGACGGACAACGAACAACAUUAUUCACGGAACUAACGGUGUUGACAAGGGUGGAAAAACUGUUGACAACGGUACUACUCAGGUGCAAGUGAAAAAGUUGGUUGGAGGCAAAUGGGUUACGAGAACGGUUACAGAAAAGGUUUCCGAUGCACAUGACGUUCAAUCAGACAAACAAAUGCGCAGCACCGCCUCCAAGCAGGAACAUUCCGUUAUUCAAACUUCCUCUAGUAGUAGCAUAAGUCAGCAUUCCAGUACUAGUCAGAGUACGAAGCUAGUAGGUGGCAAACUAGUGCAUGUUAAAGAUUCCUCUGACGCUAAAAUUGAUAAUGUACAGCAGAAGUCUGGACGCACUCAGCAACGUGGUAGUUCUAGUAUCGUCCUUGGAGAAGAUACGUCUAGCAGUGGCAAGCAAACAUUGACGUCCAAGAUAAUAGGUGGAAAAUUAGUACAUGUCUGCUCACACGACGACAGGGGUUCCAAUGUAGUUUCGACAGUCAAUGGAGCUCAUAGCAAGUCUGUUAACAACAUUACUCAUUCCGAAUCAACAUCUAUGACGAAGUCAUCAAAAACCGAAAGUAGCGAAUCGAAGCGAACGGACUCGAAGACAUCUUCACAGAUCGUGUCGCACGACUCCAAUGCUGCAUCCGACAAGCAUUUCAACCGCAAGAGUACGUUUUCGUCAGAAAAUGCUGGCAAUUCUAUUCUAUGUCGACAACAGCAGACCAAUGUGCAGCCAUCCAAUACUAGCAGCAUGAGCGUUUCCGGAUCAAUUCAGAGGAAGAGCAUUUCCAAUCUGAACGACAGUGCAAUGUAUUCAACAACAAACCGUACCAGUUACAGCUCUCUGCAUCGUCGCGAGAAGGAAUCUGCCGACUCGCGAAUGCAGAACUAUUUGAAAACGUUGGAAUCUGGAACGAUCACUACCCGUACCAAGCUGCAGCCUUGUCCUCCGCCAACGCUGAACACCUCAACCAACGUCACAACCACUAGCGGUGCCAUCGGACAACAUUCCAGCAGCACGCAACAAACCAAAGUGUUGCGUGACUACCACGCAGCUCUGAACACGACAAGAAGCUCGACAAAGUCCAACGCGUCCAGCAUUUCGUUCGGCGAUGACAAUAAGUUCCACGGCACCAGUUCGUACAAGAUGCAGUACGUGCAACAGAAUGACGGCCGCUGCCCCGCCCAUGCCAUCAACGAUAAUCUCAAGAUUUCGAAAGUAACCAAGCAGCACACCUACUACAUGCACGACAGACGAUGAUCGCAAUGACUGUCCCUGUGGAAGAAGUAUAUUAGCUAUCGCAGUAAUAGCAGCUUGUUGAUGCUUGUUUUAUGCAAUAAAAGUGAAUGAAUAUGACAAAAAGAAGCUUCUUUGCUAUAUUUUUUUUUAUUUGUUACACUAAUAUUAUUCAUAUCUACUUUAUAGCCUUGCUUGAAAUGCAAUAAAAAUGAACGAAUUGUACAACA